AUGGGGUUUUCCUCCUUUCUGGGUCGUGUCCUCUUUGCUUCCCUCUUCAUCCUCUCUGCAUGGCAGAUGUUUAAUGAAUUUGAUGACACUGGUGGACCCGUUGCAAAGGAGUUGAUUCCCAAGCUCACGGCCUUGAGGAGAAAUUUAUCCUCCAAACUGGGGGUUCGGCCAGUCAUUGCCUCUACCAUAUUUCUAAAGGGAGUUGGUGGAAUUCUAUUUGUGCUUGGCAGUACAAUUGGAUCUUAUCUUCUGCUCUUUUAUCUGGGACUUUCUACACCAAUUCUGUAUGAUUUCUACAACUAUAAACCUAAUAACCCUGAAUACAGUUUACUGCUGAGUGAUUUCAUCCAGAGCACAGCACUUUGUGGUGCAUUGCUAUUUUUUAUUGAGAUGAAGUACUUGAUUAACAGGAAGCAAAUCAGGAAGAAGACCCCGAAAGCAAAGACAGUUUAG
Sphenostylis stenocarpa is the source of this 453-nucleotide messenger RNA. The record is from the annotation of a GenBank genome assembly. Lineage: Eukaryota; Viridiplantae; Streptophyta; Magnoliopsida; Fabales; Fabaceae.